AUGGUUGAUGAGAAUAGCAAUAAUGAGAAUGGGCUAGACCAGGAGGAAGAAAUAGAUGUGUAUUCCGAUCUGUAUUCGACGUAUACGCAGGUUACUUCGUUGACUACUAAUGAUGUUGAUAACACCACAUACCCCAUGACUUGGAAGACAGUCGCCCUUUUUGGCAGCUCCACAGUGGGUGGAUUACUAUUUGGUUACGAUACAGGUGUCAUCUCGGGGGUAUUGCUCAGUUUAAAGCCACAGGACCUUGGCAGAGCUACCAUUUCUGAUUGGGAUAAAGAGCUGAUCACCUCCAUAACAUGCCUUGGUUGCUUUGUGGGAUCCCUGCUGGGGUCUCCGCUGGCUGACAAGUAUGGCAGGAGGAUAACUCUGGCGAUCUUUUGCGUAUUAUUUAUAGUCGCCGCACUGUGGAUGGCCUUGGCCAGCAACUUAGUACUGCUGGUAUUCGGUAGGUUUGUUGUGGGGAUCGCAGUGGGUACUGCCGCGCAAUGUACUCCGGUGUACCUCUGUGAGAUAUCACCUGCCAAAAUUAGAGGUCAAAUAUUAGCACUGAAUUCCAUUGCUGUUACUGGUGGGCAGUUCUUGUCUUACAUAUUCGCUUAUGAGCUUUACGACGUGAAUGGCUCUUGGAGAAUUUUAUUUGGAUUGUCAGCCGUGCCUGCUAUAAUAUUUUUAUCCAUGUUAGACUUCAUACCUGAAUCUCCUCGUUGGUUGGUAUCUAUGUCUAAAUAUGAUAGCGCUAAAGCAGCCUUGCGUAUGAUCUAUCCGACUGCGUCUCCUGGUCAGAUAAACCUCAAAUUCAAUGAACUAGUCAUCAAUCUAAGCAAGCUCAAACAUUACCAAGAUGAGCAAACUUCGCUGAUGGUUCCAUUAUCGGUGCGUUCCUCUCGAGUUACAAUCAAUUCUGCUGAUUACGGUUCGGUAGCAAACUUGAGAUCAUUACACUCUCUAAUGAAUGAACCUUCUGGAACAAAUCAUUCUAAUAAGACAGUUCAUCACAGAAUGGAGCCUAGGACAAAGAGAGCAUUGUUAAUCGGUUGCGUUCUUAUGUUUUUCCAGCAAAUUACUGGUUUCAACGCGUUUAUGUAUUACGCUCCGCUAAUAUUUUCGAAAUUAAACUCUCAUAACCCGCUACUUCCAGCAAUGUCAAUUGCAUUUACUAACUUUUUAUUCACCUUUUUAGCUGUCUAUCUCGUUGACCUUGUUGGGAGACGUUCGAUGCUUCUAAAUACAAUUUGGAUUAUGACUGUUGGGUUGUUACUGUCUACAAUUGGGUUUCAACAUGAAAAUGUUGUUGUAUUAUUAUUUGCAGUAUCUAUAUUUGUGGCAGCAUAUGCUUCUGCCAUGGGCACCAUACCCUGGAGUUCAGUAGAAUUCCUGCCACUGAAUAGAAGGUCGUUCGGAGCAUCAUGUAUAUCAUGUACUAACUGGUUAACAAAUUUUGUUAUUACAGCAUCUUACCUAUCUGUGAUGAAUAAGAUCGGUACAGAAGACACAAUGUUAUUCUUUGCAUUAUUUAGUGUGAUGGCAUGGUUUUUUGUGUAUUUCUGGUAUCCUGAAGUCAAGGGACUAUCACUGGAAGAAAUUGGGAAAGUGUUUGAAAAUGGUAUUGAUGUCCAUUAUGUUUACAGGAACUAUUACUGA
Molecule: messenger RNA, 1644 nt
Organism: Nakaseomyces glabratus
Lineage: Eukaryota; Fungi; Ascomycota; Saccharomycetes; Saccharomycetales; Saccharomycetaceae
Gene: CIN10
Product: Cin10p
Biological process (GO): myo-inositol import across plasma membrane
Cellular component (GO): membrane
Molecular function (GO): myo-inositol:proton symporter activity
Source: RefSeq, a predicted model, not a curated record